GAAGACGACGAAGAAGAAGGAAGGAAGGAAAGAGCGUUUUGAUACCAGGCCGCGACCUGCUACUGAAAAAAGGUUACAUAACUUAGAAAAUUUUAAUUUCUUCUUAGCUUUGUGUGACCUGCCGAGACGGAGACGUCGAGAGGAGUCUCUUCAGCUGCACAUUUUCUGCGAUAUUUUGACUUUGGCACGCCAUUUCGUCAAUUUCAAACGGAUCAUCAUGGCUGAUGAUUUUGACGUUGAGGCCAUGCUGGAGGCUCCAUACAGAAAGGAUGAGAUCAAGUCCUCUCAUGCAAACGGACAUGACGACCAGAACAAGAAGAAAAGGAGGAGCCGAAGCAAAAGCCGGAGCCCAGGCUCUAGGAAAAGAAGAAGCAGAAGCAAAGACAAAAAGAAGGGUAAGAAGAGGAGCCGGAGCCGAGACAGAAAAAGAAGCCGCAGCAGAGAGCGUCAUCGCAGCCGCUCCCGCAGCAAGGAACGAUCUGGGCGAUACAGAGCGCGCAGGAGCCCCAUCCGGAAACGUUCCAAAAGCCGGAGCCCCUUCAAAAAAGACAAGAGUCCCAUCAGGCAACCAAUUGACAAUCUAACACCAGAGGAGAGGGAUGCCCGAACAGUCUUCUGUAUGCAGCUCGCUGCGAGAAUCAGAGCUCGAGACCUGGAAGAUUUUUUCUCAGCUGUCGGAAAAGUCAGAGACGUGAGGAUGAUCUCAGACAGGAACUCAAGGAGAUCAAAGGGUAUUGCAUACAUAGAGUUUGUGGAGGCUUCUUCUGUACCAUUGGCGAUUGGAUUGACCGGCCAAAGGCUUUUAGGAGUUCCCAUCAUCGUCCAGGCCUCUCAGGCUGAGAAAAACAGAGCGGCAGCCGCUGCCAAUAAUCUACAGAAGGGCAGUUCGGGUCCGAUGCGGCUGUAUGUGGGCUCGUUGCAUUUCAACAUUACUGAAGAAAUGCUUCGAGGGAUCUUUGAGCCUUUUGGAAAGAUUGAGGGAAUCCAGCUUAUGAUGGACAGCGAGACUGGACGAUCCAAAGGAUACGGCUUCAUAUCGUUUGCAGAUGCAGAAUGUGCAAAAAAGGCCUUGGAGCAACUGAACGGGUUUGAACUGGCUGGACGUCCAAUGAAGGUGGGGCAUGUUACAGAGCGCUCAGAUUCAUCGACGGCCAGUUCGUUCCUGGACAACGAUGAACUAGAGAGAACCGGCAUCGACCUCGGCACCACGGGGCGUCUACAGCUUAUGGCUCGACUAGCAGAAGGAACUGGUCUGAAGAUUCCUCCUGCUGCUCAGCAGGCUCUACAGAUGACCGGCUCCAUACCGUUUGGAAACAUCGGAGCUCCAGCAGCUGUUCCAACUCCAGCUCCAAGCCAAGCCUUGAACCUCCCAUCACAGCCACUGGCCACACACUGCCUUCAGCUGUCCAACCUGUUCAACCCACAAGCGGAAAACGAUCCCAGCUGGGCCUCUGAGAUCCAAGAUGACGUGAUUGAAGAGUGCAACAAACAUGGAGGAAUUGUUCACAUUUAUGUUGAUAAGAACUCGGCUCAAGGUAACGUGUACGUGAAGUGUCCCUCGAUUCCAGCAGCGAUGGCAACUGUAAAUGCACUUCAUGGACGCUGGUUUGCAGGCAAAAUGAUCACGGCUGCCUACGUUCCCUUACCCACCUACCACAACCUUUUCCCUGAUUCAGUAACGGCAAAGCAACUUCUAAUGCCGGCACGUCGAUAGUCAGAGACGUGCUUAUGAAAGGCAGUGUAAAUACAUUUGUUUGCAUUCAUGGAGAUGUGAUUGAAACCGACACAUUGAAAUUAGUUGGCUGUGUGUAAUAAAAGUUGCCUCAAUUUCACAAGUUCACCAUUGAAAAUUAGGCUUUUUUUUUUUAGUUGCUUUUCAAAUUUUUUGUGGGUUUGUGUUGUAAACUACCAUUGAGGAGUAAUCUCCUGGUAUCUAUCGGUCUGUAUGCUUUUAAAUAUUACUGUCUUAUCUGCUUGUUUAAAUCCAGUUUUAGAUUUAAAAUAAAUUGCAAAGAAUCACACAAAUGUGUUAGGUUAAUAGGCCUUAAUGCCAAAAGUAUAUCAAUGUCAACAAUAAUCCUUUGUAACUUUUUACAGCCAUAAUUUCAUUUUUUGUAUGAAGGCUCCCAAUAAACUUUGGCAAAUUUGACAAUUCAUUCUAUGUUUUUGUCUCCUUUUUGGGAGUUUGUCAAUUCCAGGUUCAAAUAAAUUACUUUGUGAUUAAAAGGA
Seriola aureovittata is the source of this 2229-nucleotide messenger RNA. RefSeq names its product RNA-binding protein 39-like. Lineage: Eukaryota; Metazoa; Chordata; Actinopteri; Carangiformes; Carangidae. Gene Ontology annotation, molecular function: RNA binding. The transcript is spliced from 15 exons. The coding region runs from base 218 to 1714 and encodes 498 amino acids. Gene Ontology annotation, cellular component: nucleus. The record is from RefSeq and is a predicted model, not a curated record. Gene Ontology annotation, biological process: mRNA processing.